AUUUUUCGUCUCUAUUUUCAGACCCAUAAAAUUUCUUUGUCUACUAUCGUAACGAUACUCAAAUCAAGAUGCCUUCCGACUUGAAGAAGAAGCAAGCAGCGAAGAAGAAGGAAGCCGCAAAAUCCAAGGGAAGUAAGAAGAUCGAGAAGCCGGAAGCUAAUGGUGUUACCAAUGGCUCCGGUGAGGGUGCGUGUGCCGACUUGGAAGUCGAUAGUAUUGCUGAUGAGUUGACAUCUGCCCUGGAGCUUGCAGCUGCUAACCGAGCCGUCACGGGAUCGUUUGCUCUGCAUCCAAGAAGUCGAGAUAUCAAAAUCGAUAAUUUCUCGAUUACCUUUCAUGGUUGCGAACUGCUUCAGGAUACCAGGCUGGAAUUAAAUUGUGGCCGACGUUAUGGUUUAAUAGGAUUGAACGGAUCUGGGAAAUCCACCAUGCUUGCCGCACUGGGUAACAGGGAAGUACCCAUUCCUGAACAUAUAGAUAUAUAUUACUUGUCUCGGGAGAUUCCUCCGUCUGAAAAAACGGCGCUUCAGUGCGUGCUGGAAGUGGAUCAGGAGAGAAUCCGAUUGGAAAGGUUGGCCGAAGAACUGACUCAUUUUGAUGAUCAUGAAAGUCACGAUCAACUGAUGGAUGUUUACGAGCGUCUCGACGAAUUGGGCGCUGACAAAGCCGAAGUUCGUGCUGCGUUCAUCCUUCACGGUUUAGGAUUCACAAAGCAAACUAUGCACAAGAAAUGCAAGGAUUUCUCUGGUGGUUGGCGGAUGAGAGUUGCUCUCGCUCGAGCAUUGUUCGUGAGACCGCAUUUGCUGCUGCUCGAUGAGCCCACGAAUCAUUUAGAUCUUGAUGCCUGCGUCUGGUUGGAAGAGGAGUUGAGCAAAUACUCCCGAAUCCUCGUUUUGAUUUCUCACUCUCAGGAUUUCUUGAACGGCGUUUGCUCGAACAUCGUGCAUCUGAGCAAAAAGCGUCUGAAGUAUUACGGUGGUAACUACGACGCUUUCGUGAGAACAAAGAUGGAAUUGCUGGAAAAUCAGAUGAAGCAGUACAACUGGGAGCAGGAUCAAAUAUCUCACAUGAAGAAUUAUAUAGCUCGCUUUGGUCACGGUAGCGCGAAAUUAGCUAGACAGGCCCAAAGUAAAGAAAAAACCUUGGCGAAGAUGGUAGCUGGGGGUUUGACCGAAAAAGUUACCGGCGACAAAACCGUAUCGUUCUAUUUCCCUCCGUGUGGAACUAUACCUCCGCCAGUGAUCAUGGUUCAGAAUGUUAGUUUUCGAUACACCGACGAUGGCCCGUGGAUUUAUAAUGAUCUGGAGUUCGGCGUAGACUUGGAUACGAGAUUGGCGUUAGUUGGACCGAACGGUGCGGGAAAGAGUACCCUUCUGAAGUUGCUUUAUGGAGAUUUGAUUCCCUCGAGUGGAAUGAUCCGUAAGCAUUCUCAUUUGAAGAUCGCUCGGUACAACCAGCAUUUAGCAGAGCUGUUGGACAUGGAUCUGUCUCCCUUGGAGUAUAUGAUGAAAUCAUUCCCGGACGUCAAAGAGCGAGAAGAGAUGAGACGAAUUAUUGGUCGUUAUGGGCUUACGGGGAAACAGCAGAUUUGUCCAAUUCGGCAAUUGUCCGAUGGUCAGAAAUGCCGCGUUGUGUUUGCGUGGUUGUCCUGGCAGGCCCCGCACAUGCUUUUCCUGGACGAACCUACCAAUCACUUAGACAUUGAAACAAUUGACGCACUGGCUGAAGCUAUUGUAGAGUUCGAGGGUGGAAUGGUUCUUGUAUCUCACGACUUCCGACUGAUUUCACAGGUUGCGGAGGAGAUCUGGGUUUGCGAGAAACAGGCGGUUACGAAGUGGGAAGGCGAUAUCACGGAUUACAAAGCUUUCUUGAAGAAGCGGGUCUUGUCGGAGAACGAUCGUUUCUUGAAAGCUUCCAAAAAGUGAACACUUAAUUCGUGUUGCAUCGAAGUCUCGUCGCGUGUACGGCUCUGCACUUGCGGACAGUGUCGGAGUUCGCAUCUAAUUCCCUUUUCUGGCACUUCACAUCUUCCUUCCUGUAAGCGUCUGGUUUAGACUUUUUGUUUUGUGAAAAUUGACGACCGUUGUUAGCGAUUUUCAGUGCAUGUUG
Messenger RNA from Notodromas monacha, 2109 nucleotides. The record is from the annotation of a GenBank genome assembly. NCBI's taxonomy places the organism in Eukaryota, Metazoa, Arthropoda, Ostracoda, Podocopida, Cyprididae.